Molecule: messenger RNA, 1377 nt
Organism: Coniosporium apollinis CBS 100218
Lineage: Eukaryota; Fungi; Ascomycota; Dothideomycetes
Exons: 2
Coding region: 1-1377 (458 amino acids)
Molecular function (GO): sarcosine oxidase activity; flavin adenine dinucleotide binding; saccharopine oxidase activity
Source: RefSeq, a predicted model, not a curated record
AUGAAGGAGCUAACACACGACUCAUCCAUCCUCAUCAUCGGCGGAGGAACAUGGGGCUGCUCAGCAGCACUAGAGCUCGCGCGCCGGGGCUACAAAAACAUCACCGUGCUGGAAGGCCAUCCUAUACCGUCUCCCAUAGCAGCCGGCAACGACGUCAACAAAAUCAUGGAGGAAGCCGAGCCCUCACCCAACGACACAGAUGAAGAAUACGUCUGGUCCCGCAUCCACCAACUCUCCACCCACGCCUGGCGCUCCGACCCCCUCUUCAAGCCCUUCUACCACCCCACCGGCCUCAUUCUCUCCGCGGUCACCGACCCCGUCUACGCGCACGUCCUUGCCGAUAUCCGCCGCGAGGCCGGCGCGUGGACGCCCCUCACCAGCCCCACGGACUUCCGCGCCACGAUGCCGUCCGGCGUGCUGAACGGCGCGUUUCCCCGGUGGCGCGGGUUCUGGAAGCGCCAGGGCUGCGGGUGGGUCUUUGCGCGGGGCGCGCUGGUGGCCGCGUACGAGGAGGCAAGGAGGCUGGGCGUGCGGUUCGUAACUGGGGACCCGCAAGGCCGGGUCGAGGGGUUGGUGCAUGACAGCGCGGGGGCGGAGGUGCUGGGGGUGCGGACGGCGGAUGGGGCUAAGCACUUGGCGGAUAGGACGGUGCUUGCUGCGGGGGCGAACAGCGAUCUUCUGCUGGACUUUGAGAAGCAGUUACGGCCGACGGCGUGGACGCUUUCACAUGUGCCGUUGACGGAGGAGGAGGCGGGGUUGUGUAGGGAGUUGCCGGUGCUGUUUAACGCUGAGAGGGGCUUCUUUAUCGAGCCCGAUGCUGAGAAGAGGGAGUUGAAGGUUUGCGAUGAGCAUCCUGGGUACUGCAAUUUCGUGAUUGGGGAGAAUGGAGAGAUGAGAUCGGUGCCGUUUGCGAGGCAGCAGAUCCCCGUCGAGGCAGCGGAGAGGGCCCAUCAGUUGCUGAGGGAUACGAUCGGUGGAGAUAUUCCGGAGCGGGAGUUUAGCUUCGCGAGGAUAUGUUGGGAUGCGGAUACGGUGGACCGCAUUUUUCUGAUUGAUCGGCACCCUAGGUACCGCCGCCUGGUAGUCGCGGUGGGCGGGUCCGGCAACGGGUUCAUGAACAUGCCGGCCGUCGGGCUAUUGGUUGCUGAUGCACUAGAGGACCGUAUGGAGCCUAGGCUGAAGAAGAUGCUGAGAUGGAGGCCUGAAAUUGCGGUGGACAGAGAUUGGUGGGACACUCAGGGCCGGUUCGGUGGGGAAUACAAAGUGAUGGAUUUCAAGGACGUGAAAGAGUGGACGAACGUUGGAGGGAUUACGGAUAAAGUCACGCAGCGAAGCCUUUCGGAUGCGGUACGGCAUGAGGAGAAGAGUGAUUCGUAA